This is a messenger RNA of Lactuca sativa (garden lettuce), 1302 nucleotides long. Its product is annotated as Josephin family protein. The record is from RefSeq and is a predicted model, not a curated record. Gene Ontology annotation, cellular component: nucleus. Gene Ontology annotation, molecular function: cysteine-type deubiquitinase activity. Gene Ontology annotation, biological process: protein deubiquitination. NCBI's taxonomy places the organism in Eukaryota, Viridiplantae, Streptophyta, Magnoliopsida, Asterales, Asteraceae.
UUCUUUUAACGGAUAAUGGUGGCACAAAUCUAAUAGGUAGAAACGUUUCUCUAUCGUCAAGUUCACGGAAAAACGAUUGAAUCUAGGGUUUUGUGAUUAUCGGAGAGAACGAGAAAAAUGGAAGGUCCGAUCAACGGAGGAAUGUUGUACCACGAGGUACAAGAGUCGAAACUGUGUGCCGUCCAUUGCGUCAACACGGUGUUGCAGGGACCUUUCUUCUCCGAGUUCGAUUUGGCUGCUCUGGCCUCUGAUCUUGAUCGGACGGAGCACCAGAUGAUGUUGGAAGGAUCCGCCGCUUCCGGAGGAGAUGCUUUCCUGUCGGAGGAGUCGCAUAAUGUCUCUAUGGAUGGCGAUUUCAGUAUCCAGGUUCUACAAAAAGCAUUAGAAGUGUGGGACCUACAAGUAAUCCCCCUCCACAGUCCCGUAGCCGAACCCGCACAAGUCGACCCGGAACUCGAAAACGCGUUCAUCUGCCAUCUCCAAGACCACUGGUUUUGCAUAAGAAAAGUCAACGGCGAAUGGUACAACUUUGACUCCCUAUACGCAGCCCCCGAACACCUCUCGAAAUUCUAUCUUUCCGCUUACCUCGACACCUUAAAAGGCUUCGGAUGGAGCAUUUUCUUAGUCCGUGGGAACUUCCCUAAGGAAUGUCCCAUCACCUCUGGUGAAGCCUCUAACGGCUACGGACAGUGGCUGUUGCCGGAAGACGCUGAAAGGAUUACCAAAUCCUGCAAUUCCGGCAACCGCCACCAACAACACCACCGCGACCCACCCACUCCGGUCGCGGUGGAAGAUGAUGAUUUGAAUGCGGCCAUUGCCGCUAGUUUGAGGGAGAAUAGCGGCGGUGGUGGUGAGGUUGGGAUCUCUGGGAACGACGAUGAUGAUUUGGAGGCUGCGAUUGCUGCUAGUUUGGCGGUGAAUAAUGUUGCACCGCCUUCGCCGGUGACGUUGGCUGUGCCGGCGGCGGCGGCUGGUUGUGGAGGUGCGUCGGAAAGCGAAAGUAAGGAUAGCGGGUUACAAGAUAAGUGACGGGAGAGUUGGAUGUAGAAAAAAGGUAUGAAAGAGUUGUGUUUUGUUGGUUUUAACUGUGUGCAUUACACACACUACUUUCAUUGGAAAAGUUUUUUUUUUUUUUUUUUUUUUUUUUUUUUUUUUUUUUUUUUUGAACAUUUGGUUUGUUGUAAAGACAUGUGAAAAUUUGUUUUACUUUUGGUUCAUGAAAGUGUAAAGACGUUGGGUUAAGAAAAUAAGGUGGAGUAUUACUGAAUUUUUGUGUUCUUUAUUUGCAUAUGUAUUAAUUUA